AUGCUGGCACCACGCGCCGGUGCGGCCAAAGGGCCACAGGCACCGGGGCAUGCUGCCCAGAGGCAGAGCGCCAGGGGCCGGGGCGCUGUCCGCGGUGCUGAACACGGGCCUGGGCAUGCGUUCUCCGCGAUUCUGACGCCAAGGCUUCGUGAGGCUGGGUCCCCCUUGUACCAAAGCUCCCGUGCGGCAGCCCAGGCCCCCUCCCUUCUCUGGUGUCCUGAGUGUGGGGUGCCCUUUCUCGAGUCGUCAGGAGACCCCAGCGGCGGCCGGUGUGCUCAUCGGCGGGCGCCGGGAGGAGAGAGCGGCGGCCCGCCCUCGGACGCGGGCCGGCCCCCCGAGGGCCGCAGGGCCGGGCGGUGCGCACCUCGCGGUGUGGACAAACGCACACGUAACACCCGGACCGAAGGAUUUCUCCGGGAGCGGGGAGGGGAGUUUGCGGUGCUGUUUCCCCUUCCAGGAGGCUAUCGAUUUUUGUGGGGCGGGGGCGUGAGGGGACGCCGGCCCGAGUCGCUAAGCGAGCGAGACCGAGAAACUCGAGAGCAGAGGGACGAGGGAGGCGGGACCGAGGCCCGCGAAACGCCCGGGAGAGGGCUGACGACGCGGCCAAGACCCCGGGGAUCGGCCCGCGGGGACCGCACGGCUCGCCCAGCCGCCGAGGAGCGCGGCAGCCUCGCGAGCCGCUGGGAUGCCCCAGCCAACUCGCCGGGCGCGCCCCGGGGCCCCCGCAAUUAUUUAAGGGGGCUGCCUUCCCCCGCCCCAAGCCCGGGGGGCCGGCGGCGUUUCCGGACGAGCGGAAGCGAAGCGAAGCCAACCGCGACAGCCUCUCGCGCACCGCACUUGUCCCCGGGCUGCGCGUCUGUCGGUCGGGCCCGGGGUGCCGUCCGUGUGUCCCGCGAGGGGCCCGCCUCCUCCGCCCGGGACCGUUCGCAGCCAAUUAGGCGCGCGUGCUAA
Molecule: messenger RNA, 951 nt
Organism: Rangifer tarandus platyrhynchus (Svalbard reindeer)
Lineage: Eukaryota; Metazoa; Chordata; Mammalia; Artiodactyla; Cervidae
Source: the annotation of a GenBank genome assembly